CCAAAGAAAACGAAAUUGUAUUGAAGUUUAUUUUAAAUGUGAUUUGUAUAGUAUAUACUGAAUACAAUAUAAAAACUUAAACAUGUUCUCUUUUGGAAUAAUGACGGUGUUGCUCAUGACGAUAGCGUACGUGGUGCACUACGACCUGUUGGGCUUGUUCCCUACGUACUCGCACGGUCAGCAGCACGCGCACACGACGGCCGGCGAACACCAGCAUCGACGCGAGUACGGGCCCAUGGUGGAUUUCGACCACGAGUGGCUACCGAAACCGGGCACGGACCCGAACGUGCACCAGCACCCCGGGCCGAUAGUGCUGCAGAUGGACGACUUGGACGGCAUCGACGACGACGACGACGACGACGACGACGACGACGACUUCUGGUCAGAAGUGACGGACCCGAACGGCGACGAUACAAGUGACCGCGCGGCCUCGCAUGGCGGGUGUUCCGCCGACGACGCCGGCGCGAAGUCCACGGACAACGACACCGACACUUGUCCGGCCCGCGGAUACUCCGGGUUCCCGACCACCGACGUACCGCCGCCGUCGAACGACGACGACGAAGAUCUGAACACAACCGACGGCGACCACGAUUUAGACGCCUACGACGAAUACGACGAUUUCGUCGCCCCCGGAGAAGAACAUGACGCAGAUGUUUUUUGACAUCUACUCCGUCGGACGCUGUCGAAUACGUCCACGGUUAUCCACUCGGGUUGGAGCACGACCGUUGGCAACGUAGGUGAACUAAAAGCGCUAGUAGUGGUUGGCCCGGAAUCGUCCGACUUUUGCAUGUGGGAACCUAUUGAAAAUGUUAGUUUUAACGCUAAUAGUUCGGCCAUGUCGCCAACUGACCAUGUGAUAGUGCUUCGAGCUCCAAACCCGAGUAGAUAACUGUGGUUACGACGAAUUCAACAACUAUUAUGUACAUUUGUCUUUAUUUAUUUUAUUUGUUUUCGUUUUUAUUUUUUUUUUUUUUGUUUUACCCGAGCAAUUAUAAAUGAUACUAGCUGAAUGAUCCGGCGUUAUCAGAAAAAAUAAUUGUGAUUGUUCAACUCGUUUAGUGUGAAACUCGCCGUGUAAGCAAUGUCUGUUUAAGUAUAAAUCACCAGAAAUAACGUUUAAAAUAAAACGUUAUCUAACACAUAAAACUUUUGAAGAAUAAAAAUA
Molecule: messenger RNA, 1165 nt
Organism: Sipha flava (yellow sugarcane aphid)
Lineage: Eukaryota; Metazoa; Arthropoda; Insecta; Hemiptera; Aphididae
Product: protein PIF-like
Exons: 2
Coding region: 83-661 (192 amino acids)
Source: RefSeq, a predicted model, not a curated record